UACUUCCUCUUUCCGCCAUAUUGCAGAACCGGCAUCAUGGUGCGCAUGAACGUUCUCGCGGAUGCUCUUAAAUGCAUCAACAAUGCUGAGAAGCGUGGGAAACGCCAGGUCCUCAUCAGGCCAUGCUCCAAGGUCAUUGUGCGCUUCUUGACCGUCAUGAUGAAGCACGGUUACAUUGGUGAGUUUGAGAUCAUUGACGACCACAGAGCCGGGAAAAUUGUCGUCAAUCUCACAGGCAGGCUGAACAAGUGCGGUGUGAUCAGCCCACGCUUUGAUCUCCAGCUCAAGGACCUGGAGAAGUGGCAGAACAACCUGCUGCCCUCAAGACAGUUUGGAUACAUUGUGCUGACCACCUCAGCUGGCAUCAUGGACCAUGAAGAGGCCAGACGGAAACACACAGGAGGCAAAAUCCUUGGAUUCUUUUUCUAAAAUGUAAAGAACUGAAAAUAAAACAACCAGAGGAAAAA
Molecule: messenger RNA, 467 nt
Organism: Scomber scombrus (Atlantic mackerel)
Lineage: Eukaryota; Metazoa; Chordata; Actinopteri; Scombriformes; Scombridae
Gene: rps15a
Product: ribosomal protein S15a
Exons: 5
Coding region: 37-429 (130 amino acids)
Biological process (GO): translation
Cellular component (GO): cytosolic small ribosomal subunit; ribosome
Molecular function (GO): structural constituent of ribosome
Source: RefSeq, a predicted model, not a curated record